Messenger RNA from Oryzias latipes (Japanese medaka), 3213 nucleotides. The record is from RefSeq and is a predicted model, not a curated record. NCBI's taxonomy places the organism in Eukaryota, Metazoa, Chordata, Actinopteri, Beloniformes, Adrianichthyidae.
AUUUGCACUACUUCUCUAAUUCCUCACUUUGCCCCAACGUCAGUUUUGAAGAAUUGUCAAGGAGACAUAAAGGAAAUACAUUCAGAUUGCUUAUUGGACACAAACUAAAGGCUUUUGUAAUUAAAGGAGUCAUCAACGAGAAGAUGUUUCAUCUCCUUUGGGCGAGUCUGAUUUUCCCUGUGAUAAGCAUCGGUUCUUCUGCAGGUUCUUCAGUCGUGGGACAACCAGACUGUGUUAAUGGAUUCUGCAUCUCUGUCAGUGAUGAAAAAAUCUCAGCAGAAUCAGGACUUUGUGUUGUGAUUCCGUGUUCUUUCCCGACUCCUUAUAACUUCAAUCUUCAACAUUUGAUUUGGUCUAAAUGUGAAUCUGACCAAAGAUGCGGUGACUCUAAUAUAAUCUUUCACACCAACAAAAACACCAACAAACCCCUUAAAUCAGAAUUUCUAGGAAGAGUGUCACUCCUGGAUCCUGAUCUGAAUCAGAACUGUAGCAUCAUGAUCAGUGAUCUGAGAGAGUCUGAUUCUGGAUUCUAUCAGCUCAGAGUAAAUGGAAAAAUCAAUGAGAGGUCGGAUGGAUUUACAUUUAAUAAAAGAACACACGUCGAUGUUGGAGGUUCCAGGCAGAAACCUACGGUGACUCUUCCUGAUUUGACGGUGGGACAUCAGGCCACCCUGACCUGCACUGCUCCUGCACUCUGCUCUAAGUCUCCUCCUGGAAUCACCUGGAUGUGGAGAGGAGCAGCAGAAAAUGACCCUCUCACCAACGGAAGCAUCACUGCCUUCAAGGAGAGUUUGACUGCUGUCACACAGAGACACCACUCAACUCUGACCUUCAUUCCCACGACUGAACACCACAACUCCAAGAUCACCUGCAGGAUCCAGUUCAGUGAUGACACCACCACAGAGGAGACGGUGAAUCUGCACGUCAACUAUGUUAAAAUCACAGGAAAUACAGAUUUGAAAGAGGGCAUGACUCUAAACCUCACCUGCACCACAACAAGUGUGACACCUGCAGAAAUCCAAUGGAUUAGAUUUGGAUCAAAAACAGAUCAGUUGAACAGAACUUCAGCUGGUCUGCCCAACAACACUGCCAUCUACCUGCAGGAGGACAGAAGCACUCUGCUCAUUUUUAAUGUGACAGCAGAGGACGCUGGACUGUACAUCUGCACAUCAAAGCAUCUGAACAACACAAUCAAGGAUGGAGUCAAUGUGACAGUGAUGUAUAUGAGAAAACCUCAGAUAUCUGGAAAGGUGAUUGUGAAGGAAGGAGAAGUUUUGAAUCUGACCUGCAGUGUUGACAGUUUCCCUCCUGCUGUGUGGACUGGACUUUGGUCAAACCUGCACAAUGGAUCUGACCACAGUGGAUCAGCCACCCUCAUCGUCACCAAUGUGACAGCAGAGGAUUCUGGGCGCUACUUCUGUGCUGCAAAUCACCAGAACUGGACUGAGACGGUUCACGUGGAUGUGACGGUGAUGCUGGAAGGCUCUGCAUGUGUGCGCCGCUCAGACGUCCUGACCUGCACCUGCAUCGGUACAGGGUUUCCUCUACCCAACAUAAAGUGGGCCCAGUUGAGCCCCCCCACUGAGUACUGGCUCACCACCAAUGUGUCAGGUCACACUGUGAGGAGCUCUUUGACUCUAAAGGCAACAAAACAGGACAACGUGUCUGCAGAAUGUGUCAUCAGCAAUGAGAGUGGAGAGUCAACAGAAAAACUCACAAUUCAAGACAUCCUCUUUGAAAAAGAUGAUCAAUCUGGAAGUAUUUUAGAGAAAAUAGGCAAAAUUGAAACCAUCAAAAUCUUUCUGAUUGGAGUUUUGACAUCAACCAUAUUCUGCAUUUUGAUCCCAAGUUGUUACAGAGAAAAGCGGAAGAGGUUUGAGAAUCUGCAGGAGAUGGUGGAGAUGGUUGGCAGUCAGGACAAUCCUCUGAUCCACGAUGGUCUCACAGUGGCAGAGGAUCCAAACUGCCUCCCAGAAGGAGCUGAGAAUGAAGCUGUGUCUACAGGAGAAGCAGCUCCUAAACCCAGAAGUGAGGAGGAUGACAAAACUCUACUUCGUAGUGUGUCAAAAGAAAAGGACACAGAGGAAGAGGCCGUGUACUCCUCAGUAAAUGAUUUAACGGAUGAAAUUUGAGGGCAGGCUGUAAGGUGGAAUAGUGGUUAACGCCCUCUCCUCAGAUGUUCAAAUCCGGCUGGGACCUUUCUGUAGUUGCAUUUCCAUUACACAUAUGCACAAAACUGUAUCAAAAUCCUUAAAAUGUUGAAAAAAUAUAAUUUCACAACUUCCAUUAAAUCAUAACUAUGUGAAUAAACACAUUGUUAUGGGUAUAACAAUUCAACAUGACACGCUCCACUUUUGACUACGCUGUGGGACCUCUUGUGGCGCCCGCUCUCCUGCGUGGUAUCCGGUCGCUGGUCACGUGAUUCAUUUAAUGAGAAAAAUGUGUUUCCAUUGCAGAUUUGCAAAAUAUGUCCAUUUUCACACUCCUCAAACAUCACCUUCACCUUUUUUUUAAUCAGUACGAGUUUCUUGAAAUUGUUGUGCUUCCAUCAGAUGAAUUUAGUAUCACAAAUCCAAUUUGAGCAAUUUGAUAGUUCAUGGAAACACAGCUAGUGUGAAGUUAGCAUGUUCUCUCCAGAUAUGUGUAGGAUUUCUCCUGGAACCCAGGCGUUUGUACAUCAUCCAAUGACAUUUUUUAUAAGUUUAUUGAUGUCUCUAAAUUGUCCUUAGGUGUGGAUUUAAGUGUGUGUUUGUGGCCCUUCAACGAAUUGGCAACAUUUUUUGGUGUACCCUGCCUUUGCCCAACAGAUUAUUUUUUUUCUGGCAUCCAUUAUUAUUAUUUGACACAGUGUGGUGUUUUUCUGUUCUGUUUCCUGACUGCCUCUGUGUUUUGCAGGUUAGCUGUCGCUCCUCCUGGAUGGCCCCUCCCUUUCCUGUCAUGUCCUCUAGGUGGAGGAGUGCACAGCUGCCUGCCCUUUGCAAUCAUACCUAUUUAAGUUGAUGUUACUCAGUCCUCAGUGUCGUGGUGUCCCUCUUAGUCAGUGGUUUUCAUACUCAGCCGACACUGAGAUCUGUUUUAUCCUUUGGCCUUUUGUCUUAGCUUAUUUCUUCCUUUUUUGCCUUUUGCAGUUUUCCCUCUCUUGAGGAGUUUUUUGUGUUUUGUAAUUCCCACCUUGUGGCACUUUCUGUUAGUAUUAAAUCGCUCCUAAGCGCA